GGAACGCCAUCCAUCCCACUGCAGAAACAAGACUAACCAGAUGUGGGAAGCUCGGUGAUGGGCAGUGUUUCGAGCCCCAGUCGCGGGUGCAUUUUCUCAUUUUCUGGGCACCUUUCUGGCACCCUUCUUGCCGCUCUCGUCCCCGACGCCACAUGGUGCAACCGUCAGCCAGCUCAUACUUAAUUCUAGACACACCGCGAGUGGGGACAUACAAAGACAACCAUGGCCCGAAACGUCUCCCAUCUUCCCGGAAUUCAGCUCGUCUGUCCUCUCUGGUGGCUCCAAGCUCGCCACUCCAUAGAAAUUAGCCCCAGAAAGCCCAGAAGCCCCAGACAGUGGCAGGCAAUCCCCGUGACACGGACUGAGAUCAGAGCUGAUCGAAUGCAUCCCAUCCUGAUCCAGACAGCCGGGUCCUGGGAAACAUAAAACUCCAUGUCCAUUUCCGAUCCUGCUCACUAUGGCCCCGAUCAGACUGCAAGCCAUCAAACUGCAAGUCAUCAUACCGGGAGUCACCAAACUGCCAUUGCCAUCUCACUCGCAGAGUCCGUCCACUGUUUUCGAACAACCGCCGCCGAUCGACCCCGGUCCUCUAUCAGAGCCAAGUUCACCAUCGAGGAGAGGGAGAAAGUGUUGGGGGUCAGACGUCAAGGUGCAUGUCUGAGGUGUCGGAUGCUUAAGAUCCAGUGCUCUCUCGAGAACCCGUGUCAACCUUGUCUGCAGUCCGCCAUAAAGGGCUCCGAGCGAAAGGUCCUCUCAUUUUGCUACUGCGUCCGGACUCGCUUCGCCGACGUCAACAUCUUUGACCCGUCGUCCUCUUGGUUCGGCGCCGCCACAACCAUGCAGACCGAAUCACUGAUGCUCGCCAUGAGCAAGCUGCUCGGCCGGAUCGCCACGCCUGCCAACUUCUCCCUCACGUCCAACCCCAUAGCCUUUAACAACACCAUGGUAUCGUGGCUCACCGACCCCGACUUCCACCUCCCCAACGGCAGCAUCGUCGGCUUGUGUUGCUCCAGCCUCCUGGGCCUCCAGUUCCCAGAGGACACCGCCGCCGGCACCGACGGCCUGCUCGCAGACUUCCGCAGCUUCCUCCUCGCCACAUCCCUCACCCACGCCCGCUGGCGCGACAGCAGUCUCAAAGUCAUCCAGGCCCGUGACAUCUGCGCCGCGGGCCAGGUAUCAGGGUAUCGACUCCUCAAACGUCUCGACCGCAUCCUCACCCCGCAAUUUCUAUCUCGCAUCGGCCGCGAGUCCUGCCAGGUACUAUUCCUCCUCGUCUUGGGCGCCGUCCUCGGUGUAGGCUACUCGGCUUCUCAGUUGGAGGAUCACUCGCCUCGGCUCCCUUCGGCCGAGAUGCUCAGCCCCGAGUUCCAGCGCAGCCCGACGUUGUGGUUGGCCAUGAAGGAGCAUUUGUGUCAGAUGCUGGCGCACCAUUUGAUUUUCGUCGGGUCCAUGUUGGGAAUCAAGUUGGAAACCGCGGUGGAGCAGAGGAUCAUCGAUACGGCCGUGAGCCGAUGGAACAAGGCCGAGGAAUUUGUUUGGGCGGAUGCCGUGGGCUGCAAGAGGGAGGAGGUGGAUUCACCAUCGGCGCUAGGAGCGACCGGCGGUUCUCCAGAAGCCGCCAAAGCGGAGGGCGGAAACACAACCUCGGUGCUACCCGAUCGGAGUCGGGGUGUCAUUUCUUCAACGCCACCGUCACCGUCGCCGGCCCCUCCUCGACAGCCUCCGCCACUGCUAGUCCCUAUCCCAACUUCAGAGGCCGCGCCGUUCCACUCCCAGCCCGUGGAGGCCUGGUCGGAAAACCCAACGUCGUACCUUUCCAUGUUUGAUGAGUCGGCAACCCCUGCGCCCGGUUCGAGCGAGCCACGGAGCGUCAGUGCCAUGGAAGGGACAGCAUCACCGCCCAAAACAGUAUCCGAGCCAUCGGCCCGGCAACAAACGCCGGAAUCGAUGCGGCCACGCGAGAGGAAACGGAGAUCCAUGUGGAUUGUCCGCCCCUUUGACGCCGGCCCUGAGCACGGCUUGAUCAAUGUACAUGCACGCCUGCAGGGGUGUGGAGGCUUGGAGAGCCUGCGAACUUUUGUAUGAUGCCGGCUGCGCUCAAAAGAUGAUGAGAUGAUGAUGUUAUGACAAUUCUGUGUACAAACGAAAUCUGGGGUACUAGGAGGACAGAUGGACCAGCCGAUUUUCCUUUUCAUGACUGAUGACCCUCGGAGGCUAGAUACAAUCAUACUUAGCGUUUCAAGUAUGUAGUUAUUGGUAAUUAAGAGCUGGCGAUCCCAGAUACCCAUCUGGGCCAUAUUAUGUAGCUCUUACACAACUUUUGGUUCAAGAGUAUGGUUCGCGAAUGGAC
Messenger RNA from Chaetomium fimeti, 2350 nucleotides. RefSeq lists its product as uncharacterized. Gene Ontology annotation, molecular function: zinc ion binding; DNA-binding transcription factor activity, RNA polymerase II-specific. The record is from RefSeq and is a predicted model, not a curated record. Gene Ontology annotation, biological process: regulation of DNA-templated transcription. Bases 433 to 2085 code for a protein of 550 amino acids. The transcript has 3 exons. NCBI's taxonomy places the organism in Eukaryota, Fungi, Ascomycota, Sordariomycetes, Sordariales, Chaetomiaceae.